CUGUCAGUUUUCGAACCGGCUCACGAACCGUUGGACCUGCACCACGACCUAGUCCUUGUUCCGGAGACCCUCGGCCAGCGGCAGAACAAGGAACCUAACGGUGUCUGUGGCCCCGACGAGCUCAACCCCCGUAACUGGCCCUGGGCUUCCCGACUGGCGCGCAUGGCAGGGCCAGGAGGCUGGCAGCUGGGUCACGACUACGACAGUCGACUCACAGCAAGCAGCUUGGUGGUGACCUGGAUUCUCUGCCCGUGGACGACAAACCCAGCAGCAACCCCCGGUCUCUCCCUUGACCGUCUUCGCCUUUGCGCCGUCUCCCGUCUCCCGUCUCCCGUGGCCCUUGGCUUCCCGCGGCCUCCUAAAUCCCAGGCCUUCCCUCCCCGUCCAGCAUCCAGCAUCUCUGCCCCUGGCGGUUCCGACCUUGCCCUGGUGCGUGCCGCUGCCCGCAUCCCCCCUCAGGCCCAAGACCCAAGGCCCAACUGGACGGUGCCGUGA
Colletotrichum karsti is the source of this 495-nucleotide messenger RNA. RefSeq lists its product as uncharacterized. The record is from RefSeq and is a predicted model, not a curated record. NCBI's taxonomy places the organism in Eukaryota, Fungi, Ascomycota, Sordariomycetes, Glomerellales, Glomerellaceae. The transcript has 2 exons.